Messenger RNA from Condylostylus longicornis, 1093 nucleotides. RefSeq lists its product as uncharacterized. The record is from RefSeq and is a predicted model, not a curated record. Bases 217 to 699 code for a protein of 160 amino acids. NCBI's taxonomy places the organism in Eukaryota, Metazoa, Arthropoda, Insecta, Diptera, Dolichopodidae. The transcript has a single exon.
UCAGUUAAAUUCAGUCAUAGCAUCGGUGUGCAUUAAUUAUUAUUUAAAAAAAAAAAAAAUUUUCUUUUAUUUUCUUCAAUAUCGCAAAAAAAUUUUUUUCCAAGAAAAUCAAAAUCGUACACACAUAUACAUUAAAUAAUUAUUAACAGUUUUAAGUAACUCUAAUUAAUUUGAUUAUUUAAUUACCAAAAAAAAAAAAAAAUAAUAAAUACAGACAUGUUAAAAAAAAUACUGUUAAUUAUAACUAUAAUUAUGACAAUUUUAACAGUUGUCAAUUGUAGUUGCGAUGAUUCUCUAGUAGAUGGUGUUAUUAAAAAAGCAACAGAAAGUUCAGAAGAAAGUGAAAUUGGAAAAUUUUUCAAAAAUGUUGGCUGUUCAAUACAAAAUGGAGCAAAAAAACUUGGUGAAAAUGCAAAAAAAGUUGGUGAAUCAAUUAAAGAGGGUGCAAAAAAUUUUGGUGAAAAAACAAAACAAUUUGGUCGGGAUAUUAAAGAAAAAUUUAGUGAAUUCAAAGAUAAAUGGAAUAAUGAUGACGAAGAUGGUAAUAAAGAACCAAUAACAUCAGAAACGGUGAAAAAAAUAGAAAAUGAUGCUGAAAGAAUUUUUCAAAUUGAUGAAAGAUUUUUAUAUGUGCCAUUAGAAUGCCCAGAGGGACAAAAAUUAACAAGUAAUGGAAAAUGUGAAACAGUUAAAAAAUAAAAUUUGAAAAAUAAUUUUUUUUUUUUUAAUUAAAUUCAAUAAUAUUUCUCAAAUUUGUUUUUAAUAUUUUCAUUGAGAAUUUAUGAAAUAUAAAAUAUUUUUUUUUAUCGAUUAUAAUAAAAAUUGUAAGGACUCGACGCGGAAAAUAAGUAUUAAUGUGUAAAUAUAAAAAAAGUGAAAUUUUUAAUAUUAAAAUAUUUGUAUUUUUGGAAUUUCUAAAAAUUUUGUUUAUUUUUAUUUAUUUAAUGUGGAGGCUAUUUGCCCUAGUAAAAUUUUAUAAAUAAUUGCGUUAGAAUGGGUUAGAUGUUUGAAAGAUCACCCCUAUAAUUGAAAGUUUAAAUAAAAAUUGAAUAACAAAAUCUGGAUACUUGAUUGCUCCUUCUUGUAUGAUUGU